AUGCCUAAGGUAGGCUCAGAAAGGAAGAAAGUGCCUGGUUUUAGGAUGCAUCACUUUAAACUUAGAUCGUGCUUAUCCACUACGAACAUGAAUCUAUUCAAUUCUAAGCUUGUGUUGAAGAAAUAUAAAGAUCCACUUGAAAUUAUGAAGAAGUUUUACAAGUUAAGGCUGAAGUUUUAUUAUCAGAGACGGAGCCGUAUGAACGAUGAUGUGACAAGUCGACUGCGUGAAAUAAAAAAUGAAAUGAAAGUUGUUCAUACUCUUGGAGCAGAAGGUGAUGAUGUGGAUAACAGGAACAAGAAAAAAAGGCGCCGGACUGGAAAGAAAAAGAAGAAAUGGCACUCUAACACUUCAAACCACCAACCUGAUGAGAAGUCGGACCAUAUGAAAGAACUCAAAUCAAAAGUUCAUAGGUUGGAUCAAACUGACCAAUGGGUGGGAUGCACUACUCCAGAAUAUAUGUGGUAUUCUGAGUUAACAACUCUUCUAAAGGAAGUACAGGAACUAUAUGAGGCUGAUAUGAAACUUGAAGAGGGAUUCCACGACACAGCUUUCUUUGUUGGUUGUUUAUGCUUAAUCGUUGUCCCACAAAAGAUAGGUUGGGGCCUUAAAACUGCUUUGUAA
This is a messenger RNA of Arabis nemorensis, 624 nucleotides long. The record is from the annotation of a GenBank genome assembly. NCBI's taxonomy places the organism in Eukaryota, Viridiplantae, Streptophyta, Magnoliopsida, Brassicales, Brassicaceae.